Messenger RNA from Cladocopium goreaui, 247 nucleotides. The record is from the annotation of a GenBank genome assembly. NCBI's taxonomy places the organism in Eukaryota, Dinophyceae, Suessiales, Symbiodiniaceae.
GCCAGGGCAUAUGGAUCCGCGGGAGGCAUCAGGUGGCGGCUUCAAUCCCUCCAAACUAGGCUGGGAUCCCAAGGGCCCCAUGAGCAAAGAGUUUCGCCGCUGCAUGAACCAACAGAACGCCGUGCCGCGGCAGCGACAUCUGUUUCCAGAAACCUGUCAGCAAGAGAUCGGCUGGAUCCAGGGGACCGGUGGCGGCGUGCUGGCGAAUCGCAGCGAGCCGGCCGGAAGCAAGCUGGGGAGCCUAUGA